This is a messenger RNA of Cottoperca gobio, 6803 nucleotides long. RefSeq names its product sperm-associated antigen 17-like. The transcript has 49 exons. The record is from RefSeq and is a predicted model, not a curated record. The coding region runs from base 119 to 6640 and encodes 2173 amino acids. Gene Ontology annotation, cellular component: axonemal central apparatus. Gene Ontology annotation, biological process: axonemal central apparatus assembly; epithelial cilium movement involved in extracellular fluid movement. NCBI's taxonomy places the organism in Eukaryota, Metazoa, Chordata, Actinopteri, Perciformes, Bovichtidae.
GACGGUUAACUAACUGGCAGUUUUUACCGAGCUUAGUUAAAGUAGUGCCCUGAUAUUUUAAAGACUAUUUUCAAUUGUCUGUGUUCUUUUUAAUGUAGAUCAGUGUCACUGAGUGCAAAUGCCACCAAAAGCAGCUAAAAGGGUCUCAGACAAAAAGCCCAACGCUUCUGGAGCCGCAGUUGUCAGUAAGAACUGGGAGGCUGGACUCACCAGAGCACCGUUUGAAGAGGAGUCAUGGCAAGCCUGUGUGUCUUUGGUGGUCGGGAAUAGUCCCGAGGAGGAGGAUGAGCUGACCCAGGCUUUGUCUUUGGCCAUAAAGAAACCACAACGCAAACUUUUCAACUUGUUGACCUGGGAUAGCACCCUUACCAAGAUCCAUGAACUGGGGAAUCUCAAAGCAAAACGGCAUGAUGACGUCCCCAUGUUCUAUGAGGUUACAGAGCCUGCUAAGGUGCUGCUGGAUGCAGGAGAGGAGAUUCCUUGUGACCUGAUGGCAAAUAUACUGAAGUUCCAGCUGCUACAGAUCAAAGCCCAUGAUCAGCAGAGGAGGGAAACCGAGCAGCUGUUUAAGGCCGAGGAGGAGAAGGAAAAGGCCGGUCCUCCUUCUGCCAGCAAGGACAAAGGAGGGGCCAAAGUCUCUGACAAAAAGGGAAAGUGUCCGUCCUCACCUGUGGGACCUUCCAAGGAGAAGAAGACCAAGUUAAAACGCAGGGAUGAUGUUGAGCCUCCAAAGUUCAUAGAUGACGAACCACAGGAUGGUCCUCAACACUACGUGCUGAUACUGGGAUUCUUCCAGCCCCACCUGAUCGGAGCGCUUGAUGCCAUAGGUGUACAUGUAGACAAUGUCAUUAAAUUGUGUUCGGAGGGCCAGCAGGAAAACCCCCCCUGUGGGGGCCAUGAGCAGAGUCUGAGCGCACCUCCGAUUUUGGAUGCAGAAGCAGAGGUUCAUGGUCAUGUAGAGUUGGCUCUGCAGGCCAGGAAGUUGGAUGUAUUCUGGUCCGGUCUGAGACCGGUGUUGGACAGCAGGCCACAUGAGUCCAAGCUCCAUGAUGUGGUUCAGCUCAGCUACACUGUCCCAGGUCUCUGGCCUGCCUUCCAAACACAGGACCCUGAGGCUCAGCUGGAGAUGGGAAGCCGAAUCUUUGAGGGUGUGGCCAAUCUCAUCUAUGACUGUUUGGACUGGCGCAGGCAAUAUCAGCACUACCUGGACAACAUCCAACUCUUCAUUGUACCCACUGUUCUGUUGGAUCCACAGCCUACAGAGGUUGUGCCGACCCCCAUGACUCCACGCUCCAAGAAGAAAUCUGUGCUUGAGGAACGCCCACCAGACCACGAGACCAAGCAGCCUCCUCCCUCUACAGAUGUGGACAUGCGUUACUAUGGCAGCCUACUCGACCUGGUUCCCCCUGAAGCCUGCUCUGUGCCUCUAAUCAUGCACUGUAUGCUGCAGCAGGUGGAGAUUUCAACAGAGCAGUAUUUGUCACGUGCGACUGAGGAGCCCAAACUUCACAAUGGUCCCGGGUUAGACUUCGAGCUGGUCAGCUUCAUGCUCCAAAGCUUCCUGCCUCUGGUCCACACCGAAGAGGAGAGAAGCCACAUGUUAAAAAGCUUGCUGACUACUGCACAAAAUGAAGAAGACCAGAAGAGGCUAGUGCAGAAGUUUGGAGCAGAGGAGACGCAGAAGAAGUGUGAGCACCCUCAGGUUAUCAGACACCAUAAUGAGAGGGCACUGCGCUUGAGGGAGGUCAAUGCGGUGCAGGGUUUUGAUCCAGCAGAGGUGGAGUUGUCCAUGAUGAGGCGGUUUCCAGUGUGGGAGCUGAUCAACUCUGUAGCUCAGCAGAGAAACAGCAACUCCUGCUGGAUGGCAAUCAAACAGCAGCUACAACACUACUGCACAGAUGAUGUUCUGUCGUGGCUGGAGGUGGAGAGUUUGAUUCAUCAGAGUGUGUUUGAGAGUAUGCCACUGACCAGGCUGGACCAAAGGGGAACACUGGAACCAGCACAGCAACAGAAGCUCACAGUAAUCCCCUGGGACAACCCACUAUUGUACGCUAAACAACAGCUUAAUAACCUACAGACUAAAGGUCCAACGAUUCUCACUGAAGAUCCUGGUAACACAGAGAUCCCUCCCCAGAUCAGUGGGAGAGUGUGUUGCCAGCUGGAUUUAUCUGACAUUCAGAGUUGUAGGCUGAGAUCUCUGUUUGACUGGCACUAUGCUGAACACCACAGUGCCUCCAUCUUCCCACAGGUACUGCAGUUAGCCUCAGAGGAAUACCGCUGCUUGGAUACCUUCAGAGGAAGUCAUAACAACAUCCUGUACAUUUUUUGUCACAAUCCUAUGAGCCCUUAUCGUCAGUGCAAGGAGUUCUGGGAUGUAGCUCUUCAUACUGAUGUCAAGUUCAGGAAGUACCUGGACCAUGUGGCAGAUCGCAUUUCGGAUUGGACAAAAGAGGAAGAAUUAAAGAGAGAGGCAAUGCAACUCAGAAGUGUAGGCCCUGCUGAGGCUCCAAAUGAUGAAAAGGCUACAGAUUCUGCAGAGGAGGAGGUCACUUUGGAGCCAGUCAUCAGAAAAGGCUCCCUUAAAGCCUGGAAGUUGGAGCAGGAUCAGCUAAAGGUGGAGGAGAUGGCCAAGAAAUCAAAGAAGGAGAGUACACCGAAAGGCAAGCAGCAGCAGAAGGAGGAGGCUAUGUCGACAGUCAAUAAGAAAAGUAAAACUUUGCCUACUGGCAAGAAGAGCAGAGCAGAUACAGCAGGCAGCUCAGCCAGGACUCACACAGAGUCCAUUACUACCACUGCGCCCCCUGUGGGGGGAAACCAAGAACUGCAUCCCUCAGAGGAGCCCGUCAAUGGUUUCACAGGCUACAGCAUGGACGGAAAGUUGAUCCAUGUCUCAGGUCGUCGCCAAUACCUUUUCCCUUCAGAUGGAGGACACAUCACUGUGGAGAAUGUCAGCUAUCUUGAAGGUUCCAGCCUAAUGACACUGGCUUUGAAGAAGGAUGGGCAUCAUUUCUGCUCUCACAUCAACCAAGUUGUUGUUGAUCCAGCAAAACAUCUCCCUCAGCCCCAAGACAAUGGCAGAAAAGAAAGUUUAAAAGUGUCAGAGCCUGUGGAGAUGAGAAGAGUGAAACAGGGCUCCUUCUCAGCAGCUUUAGACAAUGGAAUCCAUCUCUCAUACAGUUUCUAUGGUCCAACAGGAGAAUACAGAGUGAGUCCUCAGAAGUCCACAGACGAAGAGUCCACAGACACCUCCACCGUUGUCCCUAUGUCCUCCUCCACCUACCGCUCUAAGGGAACAGAUCUGGAUUCAAAUCCCUCCAAGGCACAGAGCCCAGGCAGCCAUACCAGACCUCCAGAGUCCCAGGUUCCACAUACGCACAUGGAGGCAAACAAGAAGACCGUGUGGGAAUCUAAGGUGUGUGAAGGCCAGACGGUAUUUCCAUCAAGUCCAUUCAACAGUCUCAACCUGUCUGUUCCUAAUGGCCUGCUGCUGCAAUUCCUGCGAGAGGAGACACAAGGAGUGUCGUCAGAGGAGCAGGGUUUGUUGGUGAAACAGAGCUUUCCUCUCCAUAGUAGAGGAGUUGUAACGCAGCUUCAGGACGCUUCCCUCUCCAAAGAACUGUCCCGCAUCGUCACCAACCAGGGAUCUGUGAUACGAUACAUGAGAGACGGGUCCACACAGGUUGUGUUUGCAGAUGGCUCAGUCAGUUUCAGCCAGGAUUCUGGUCCGGUGUGGGUUCCUGACUCGGAGGUUGAGGAGGAAAACACUUUUCAAGAAACUGAGGAGAACAAAAAAGAGCGACGCUCAGAGAAGGAGGCUGGUGCUCAGAGAGGUUGUUGGUUAACUACGACUCCAUCUGGAGCUCGCAUCUCCACUGUGGGCACCACACACACACACAAACUCGCCACGCCUCUCCUCGCCUUCAAGGCUACAGACCCCGUCACCCAUGAGGUGAUGGUGAGUCGGGAGGAUCUGGUGGUUUCUGUCCAGAACCCAGACGGAUCUCUCAGUGUUGAACAUGCAGACGGAACCAGGAUCACCAGCCUCUACCAAGACAGACCCUCAAGCACACCGCAGCACGCACUGCUGCACACAGGGGAGCAGCCUGAGAGUGUGAGCCUUAAAUCAACUUCUGAAUGUGCGUGCGGCUGCACUGAGUGUGUGUGUGUCACACGCUGUGCAGACAGCAUUAAUGAAAACAUCCAGGAUGCUUGUGACAAUGGAGACGAGAUUAGCAGCGACAGUGCAGGGACAGCAUGUGACAAGGAGGGAGUGAGUGAGUGUGAGCAUGUGUGCGAUGAAAAGAGUGUGUAUAAGAAUGGUGAGGAAAGUGUGUUUGCAGAGGAUACUGUGGCUGGUAAGAGGAGUGCAUGUGACAGCGAUAAGGGGAGUGCGUCUGCCAAGGAGAGGGUGGUGUUGGUGGAGAAGGAGGGCUGCUCCACAGUGGUGAUGUACCCAGAGCGACACACGGCUCACGUCUUCUUAGCAGAUGGAACUGUUAUCACUGGGAACAACCAAGGAGCCUAUGAGGUGUUUCCAUCCAGCGUGGGGCUCCUACAGAUCCAAAGUGACGGGAAAUGUGUGUACUCGUCCGACCCACUUGUAACCCCCAGUCCAAAGGGUGGCACGCCCACAAACCAGCCAGGAAGCUACGUCAUGAGUCAUACAGACAAAGUGGCUUGUGAUGUUACAGACCCCGAUGGGAACCACUUCCAGGUGAUGGAAGAUGGACAGUCAUCAGUGUUGAACUGUAGCCCUGCUCCAAGCACACUGGAACAGGAUGAGGAGGAAGAGGAGGAGGAGAGAGAAAUGUCCAGGAUGAAUGUAAAACCCAGAGAACAUUGUCCCAGGCUGUUUCUGGUGCAUGAGGAUGGCUCAGGUACUGAACUACUGAGCUCUCAAACUGUAGAGGAACUGCUCUACCAGGCAUACGCUGACCCCACCAUAGCACUGCUGAAGGAACCGCUGCCGGACACACAAGAUGAGUUUGCCGUCACCAUCCUGAAGCCCAGCCACCAGAGUGUGUGGUCCCAGUGGUUGCUGGGGAAACAGAAGCCUGACAUCACCCCUCCCAACCUCAGAAAGCGCAGCUGGUAUGACUUCCCUUUGACAGAGACGAAGAGCCCUGCUCCCCCGGUUGGUUCUGACAUAGGACAAGGUUUGGUUCUGAGAGAGAAGUCUGGUGGUUCUGCGGCACAGCGUCAACCCGUCAGGAGCUGCCCUAAAGUCCUGGAGAUGAGGGAGCUGUACCAGCACCGACCAUUCACCACUCCACUCAAAAAUACUGUGGACUCACGACUGAAGGAAUACAUGGAGAGUUUGAUGGAGAGGGAGCAGCGAUCAGAGGAGCUGAAAGUCCAAGACCCUCGCACUGACGAGGAGAGUGUUCAUGCCAGCGACCUGCUCAAUCUGGUCCUGUCUUUUGCAGAAGAAGAGGAUGCGGGUCAGAUCUUUGACAAGAGGACGUCAGCGGACAUGGCCAAUCUGUACAGCCAAGGAGUCGGAGCCCCAGUCGAGCAGUUGGAUGUUUCAGAAGACACAGUCACAGUAGCUAGUGACAGUUUUACUAAUGGAAAGGAGUCAAAAUGGACUGAAAGACUUGCACAGCACAGACAGGAGAAGUGUGAGGAGCAGGCUUACAGAGCGGCUCUGAGGAAGAAGAGCGCUGUCCCUUUUUUCCACCCAGAAAAUAUCCCAUUAUCCCAGGAUCUGCUGCAGCCCCAAACACCAGACAUGAGGAGUUUGUCCUUGGAUCUCCCUCCGAUCCCCACGUCAGACGGAGCUCAGGCCUUCCUGAAAGAUGCCCCACAAGAGAACACCCCACGACCCUUAAACCCAACACCCUCUCAAUCUGCAAGUCAUGCAGCAGGAAGUGACAGGAUGCUUGAGAAAAGACCCAGCAACCCCACGCCUCAGAGUGCAGGUGAAAGUAGUCUGAGGGGUUCACCUGGACAAUGCAAGUCAGUCCAGGUGGAUGUGACUGGAAAGCUCAGGAGGACUAAAGUGAGACUACCAACCUCUAUCCUCACUUCUAAACCUCGCAGCGUACCAAAUCAAAAGUUCCUGUCAGUGGAAGAGCCCGUGAGGAGGAAGUGUCGGACUGUUUCUCUCACUGACCCAAGUGUCAUAGCGAGGGGAUUCCAGCUGCUCCCGUGCACCGUUGACUUUGGCACACUGCAGGACGGCACCUCCUCGGCCAUUACUGUGGUGAUGAAGAAUGUGGGUGUUGACACCUGCAGGUUCCAUGUGAAGCAGCCUCCUCCUGCUACAGGCCUCCGUGUCGUCUACAAUCCUGGGCCUGUGGCUGCAGGUUUGCAUGUGGAGCUGCAGGUCCAGCUGUUUGCCAUGUGUGCUGUCAAAGAUGUCGAACCAAAGAAGUUAAUCUCCGAGGAUAUCAUCAUCCACACUGAGACAGACAUCCUCUACCUGCCUGUCACUGCUACCAUCCUUCCUGAGAGGUUAUAUGACAUCUGGGUCAAGGACCACAGCAGUACACACAACAAGAAAAGCUCCAGGGUGCGUCAACUGUCUUCCAGCCUACCUGUUGGACGACGGGCCGCACAGCCCUACAGACGACCCGACACCCUCCUCACCAGUCCUUCAGCAAACACAGAACAUCUUAAUCGCACCACUCCUCUGUGAGGAACACACAUCACCAUGCCAUCACAUACAUCAUACAACACUCAUUUAUGCUACAAAAGGAAAUAUCGGAAUGGAUGUUUAUAUUUUCCUCUGUUCCAAAUAAAAACAUUACUCAAAUAAUUGUAGGCUUUUGUGAGUAUAUUUGCAUGUGCAUGGAAGCCCC